AUUGAAUAGAAAAAAUGAUACCUGAAGCUGAAAAUUUUUAUAAUGGGGAGGAUUUAAAAGAAUUAUCGAAAAUUUAUGAAGAAAAAGAUGAGAAUAAAAGGAAAUUAGAAUCAUUGGUUAAGAAUGCUCAUCGACACAAUCUCGAUAAAUACGGCAAAUCACGACCAAAAGUUGUAUAAUUAUUCUGUCGCACCAAUGGUUAAGUUAAUUUCUAAAUUUUCGAAUUUAGAGGUAGUGACGAAUAAACUUGGUAAUAUAAAGUUCAAAGCUGACGUUGAAGAAAUCACAUCAUUGGAAAGUCUCGUAGAAAUUAUGAAACAAUCUGGUAGUAAAAAGAAACCUGUUAAGGCUGUAGGAACUUUUGAAGCGUUCAAUGAGAUUACUGAAACUAACGGAUUUCUUCUAUACACCAAUAAUUAUCGUGGGGUGACCAAAACGGAUUCAAAUAUAUUGAAGGAAGAAAACAAAGAUAAUAUUUAUUAUGAUGUGAAAUGUGGAACUACUCUUGCUGAAAUUGUGAAUGAAUUAAAAAAGGAUGAAAGAGCUUUAUAUAUUUUACCUGGAUUUGAUGGCCUAUCAGUAGUUGGAUGUAAUGCAACAUCUACACAUGGAUGUGGAAUUAUGCUUCAACCUUUAGCAUCUUUUGUAGUCGCAGUUAAUCUUGUUGUACCAGGAGGGACAAUUUAUAGAAUCGAACCAGCAAAUGGAAUCACGGAUCCUGAAUCAUUUUCAAAGCAACAUCCAGAUAUUCAACUAAUUCAAGAAGAUAAUGUGUUUAAUGCAAGCGUAGUAAAUUUAGGAGCGAUGGGGGUCGUAUAUCAGGUAACCAUCAGUUCAAUACCAUUUUACAAAAUACUUUCGAUGAGGGAGGAAUCAACUUGGGAAGAUGUUAAGCCUAUCUUAUCAAAACAACCUUACAACGAAAAUGAUAUUUUAAAAUAUCGUAACGCAGAAGUAUGGAUUAGCCCCUAUACACAUUAUGCUCUUAUAACAAGAAGAAAAUUUGCUACAAAAGAUGAUGAACAACGUUAUCCUAAAUCGCCUCUAAAGCAUUGGUUACAAGAAGUUUCAGAAAUUCCAAUGAUUAAAGAACUUGCUACUAAAUUAAGUGUUGAUGUUGGUCAUAUAUUAUUUCUAUUAUUAAAUUUAUUUCCAGGGAUUGUUCCUUCAAUGAUAGAAGAUGCUUUAAAAACUCAAUAUAAUAGUGUUCCUAUAGUUGAUGAUUAUAAUUUGAUUUAUUCGGUUGGAUUUGUUAAUGAUUUCAAAGUUAUUGCUAUGGAAUGUUCAUUCUCAAUGAAAGAUGAUAAUCAUAUUAAGGCCAUUGAUGCUAUAAGGGAAACACUACAAGAAAUAAGAACUAAUUUUAAUUAUAAUAUUAACGGUCCCAUUGCCGUAAGAUUUAGUGCCGCUUCUCCUCAGUAUAUGUCUAUGGGUUAUAAUACGAAUGAUGAACCAAGAUGCUAUGUUGAAAUGCCGAUCCUAGUAUAUAACACGGAAAUUGCUUAUUAUGAAAAAGUUUAUAAACCAAUAUUUGCUACAGCUUUAAAAUAUAAUGCUAGAUUUCAUUGGGGGCAAUAUUUAGACCCGGAACUAGAUCGGGAAUAUCUUCUUCAUUCUUUUGAUCAAGAUGCUGUUGAAUUAUUUAUUCAACAAAUCAGUAGAUUUGACCCUCAAGGUUUAAUGAGUAAUGAUUUAUUAAAUAAAUUUGGUCUUACUCCCAUUAGGAAAUAAUACCAUUUGCUGAAAGAAGGCAUGGCCAGCUAAAAUUUCGAUCCCACAUGAUGAUCUACACUAGCGAUCCAAUGAGAUUUAAUUCACGUGACAUAUAAUCAUUAUUGAUGAAAAUUUUUUAAAUAUUUAGGUUCAUUAAAGUUUGAUCUUUUACCCUCUUUUAUUAUCAUUUAUUAACGUUAAAGGAUUUUUACGCAAAUUUCAAAAAAGAGUUUUGUUUUAUUGUAUUUUUGUUUUGUAUUUUCGGUUUUGUUAUUUUUAUUGUAUU
Messenger RNA from Rhizophagus irregularis DAOM 181602=DAOM 197198, 1999 nucleotides. Lineage: Eukaryota; Fungi; Glomeromycota; Glomeromycetes; Glomerales; Glomeraceae. The record is from RefSeq and is a predicted model, not a curated record.